UUGAUUGCGGAACACGUACUGCUUAAAGUAACUGUUACCAUACGAUAUGUUUAAAGGAAGCAAAGAUAAAACGUACUCAGGAAUUGAAGAUUCUUACAGAUUUUUAAAAUAAUUUUUUGUAUUAUACAUCAAUAUGGUAUCAUCGUUAAACAAACACAUCGUGUACAAAUCUAUAGUUUCGAAGAUAGCCAUUUUGGCGGGUGACGUGUUUGCAUGCCGAGUAUUGACAGCCAUAACAUAAAUGACUGAAUUUAUGCGUAAUAUGGCGAUAACCGCUUUUCCGAUAGUCAAGAGGAAAAGAACGUCAUAAUUCGUAACUCGUGUGAGAAAAGGUAGUCACGAUAUUUUACAAUGGUGAAGAAUAUUAAUGAAUUCGUAUACCGCCGGAUGGUAAACAGAAGAAAGGCCGCGUAUAAUUUUCAGCUGCGCUAGGGGGGGCAAUGCACCAUGGGAACAAUUUGCGACAGGCGCAUGCGCAGAUCAGUUUACAGUUGGAGCUUGGAAGAAAAUGGCGUCAGCUAAGUUUCUGGAGGAAGCUCUGAGCACGGACGUCGAUGAAUCUGCAGUGAACGCGAUAGUGGGCUCUCUUGAAACGCAACUGGUAACAUCGACGCCGGCUGUCUCUGGUCAUCAAGUAAGUUCUGCGUCAGUCAGCCAGCAGAAUCAUCAGGUGAACAGUGGUAUUUCCAACGGGGGCACCAUCACCGCGGUACAGCCACAGAAACAUGGGGUUUCAAACGGCGGCGGUGCUACUACAGUGAAUAGUCUGAUGACUCAAGAAGUUACGAAGUCCAUUACCACGAGCACUCUUCUGCCAGUAAACGUGGUUACCUCAAACACAGUGGCGCCACAGGUUACUACACAACAGCAGCAACAGCAUACACAAUCAGCAAUCCCCCCUGCUGCUUAUAUCAAUCAAGUUACUACAAAUCAGGUGACCAGUAAUCAAACAACACAUAUACCAAGCCUUACUAAAGCACAUGAGCCUGUUAAGAUUAUUUAUCCAACUGUUGGCCAAGUAAUAGCAACCACGGGGGUGGCAAAUGUCAAUAAUAAACUUUCUUUUCCUGCACAAACUGUUGGACAAUUAGCCAAUGGUACUUUGGGAAUAACGUCACAGGCAGUGUUACAGACAACAUCAAAUGUUGUUACCAAUGUUAGCUCUGUUAGUGAAACGGGUAGUCAAACAGUGGCUAGUGUGAAUAAGCCCACAGGUACAGCUUUAGUGAUAAAGACUAGUGUAGCACCCAGUGGCAUGGUUUCCGUUCCAAUGUCUGUUCCUGUUUCUGUGGCUGGCAAUGCUGUCAGUACAGCGUUACAGGGUAAAGCUGGAGUUACAUCCACAAUAGUACCUAGUAAUGUGCAAAUUCUUAACGUUAAUGCAAUGCGUCCUGGCACACCAGUGGCAGGACAGCAAGGUGGAAAACAAGUUGCAUCCAGAGUAGUAAUUGGUCAACAUAUGAUUGGAACAAGACCUGGAGCUCCAGGGAUCACGUUGCAAACAUUGCACGGUCUUCAACCUGGAACUCAGGGUCACAUUUUACUAAAAACUGAAACUGGGCAAUAUCAACUAAUAAGGGUAGGACCACCUCCAACUGCGGGUACACCCGCUGGUACUGCUGUCACACCAAAUAGUAUAGCAGGAAAUGCAGUGGUCGCUGCGCCAUCUCCAGGCACUACCUAUCGCUUAGCCUCAGUGCCGGCUGUAAGUAGGCUGAACACACAGUUUACUGGCCCACCACUCGCCACCUUAAGAAAGACGGUUCAGACUGUGGCCGCAACUAUUACAACAGGAACUACUACACCAGUGACUGUAACUGCCGCUGCUACAACUACACCCACUCCACCUGUUAAUACUGUUCAAACAGUUCAGACAUCUACACCUCGUCAAACUACAGAUAAUACCAAAGAAAAGUGCCGUAAAUUUUUAGCAAACUUAUUAGAGUUGUCUAGUCGAGAACCUAAAGCAGUGGAACGUAAUGUUCGAACUUUGAUACAAGAAUUAAUCGAUACUAAAGUCGAACCUGAGGAAUUCUGUGAUAGACUUGAAAGAUUGUUAAAUGCGUCACCUCAACCAUGCCUGAUUGGAUUCCUCAAAAAGAGUUUGCCACUUUUACGGCAAUCGCUUGUUACGAAAGAAUUAGUUAUAGAAGGUAUAAAACCACCACCAGCCAAUGUUGUUUUUCCUGUAACAUCUGCCACUCCUGUAGUUACACAGCAGAAUCAGAUUAGACCAACCAUUGCUGUGACAGCAGCAACAAUUCCUGUAACUGCAGUUACUGCAACUACACAAAUAAGAGUAAUGACUCCAAUACCUGCAGCUACAACCACUGUCCCUAGACCUACUCAGCCAGUACAGCAAAGGCUGAUACGACCUGUCACAACAGUAGUUCGUAGCCCUACAGCAUAUACUGUGAAGUCAACAGUAGCAGUAAGUGGAAUCCGACCUACUGCUCCUACAGUCCAAAAACCACCUGUUACCACAACAGUUGUUAAAACAAUUACAACUACAACACAAGGCAAAACAGUUAACACAACCACUACUGUUAAUAAAGCCGUAGUGCCUUCUUUUAUUCCAAAGCCAACUACUAAGGAGAAAGAGAAAAAGACAUUUUCAUCUGCAGGAUACACGGGAGAUGAUGAUAUCAAUGAUGUCGCGGCUAUGGGUGGUGUUAAUCUCGCAGAGGAAUCUCAAAGGAUUCUGGGGUCUACAGAAUUUGUCGGAACACAAAUAAGAUCCUGUAAAGAUGAAGUAUUUUUACAUAUGACACCAUUACAGCAAAGAAUUAAACAAAUUGUUUCUAAUUAUGGAUUAGAAGAACCUAAUCAAGAAGUUGCGGCGUUAAUUUCACAUGCUGCACAAGAAAGGUUAAAAAAUUUAGUAGAAAAAUUAGCAGUAAUUGCAGAACACAGGAUAGAUUUGAUAAAGGUCGAUCCACGUUACGAAGUAACACAGGACGUCAGGGCACAGUUAAAAUUCUUGGAAGACUUGGACAAAGUUGAACGUAGAAGACACGAAGAACAGGAAAGAGAAUUACUUUUACGUGCAGCUAAAAGUCGCGCAAAAACGGAAGAUCCUGAGCAAGCUAAACUGAAGGCGAAAGCUAAGGAGAUGCAACGCGCGGAAAUGGAAGAAUUAAGGCAAAGAGAAGCAAAUUUAACAGCUUUACAGGCGAUCGGUCCACGUAAAAAGCCUAAACUUGAUGUGGGAGGGUCGGCCAGUAGUCCAGGAGGUAAUUCCGGUUUAAACGCUUCGGUGACCGGUAUUAACAGGCAGAUGCCAAUGAGACCACGGUUGAAGAGGGUGAAUUUCAGAGACUUAUUGUUCCUUCUUGAGCAAGAGAAAGAAACGUGUAGGAGCACAAUGCUGUAUAAAUCGUAUUUGAAGUGAUGUUCUGUGAAGGGCAGGAACUUCAGUGACCCGCCCGAUAUCUGGCGCCCAAUCUGCAUGAUGGUCUCGUGUGAGCUGGCCUCAAUGGACCUUGAUGGAUCAUGCAACGUUAGUGUACGUUGCAUUGUACAGUGUUUCAUAAGUUGCAUACAAUGAAGUUCAUUGCGAAUCACGUCGGGAUUCCACAUACAUUCAAAAUAAGGUUAUUUCUACCAUGUCGAUAAGCUUCCCUACUGUAAAUGACUGAAAGUUUUUUAAAUGUAAUAUAAAUAGAUUGUUCUUUAUUUUUCAACACAAAAAACUACAUCAUUGAAGAUAAGAAGAAAGCAAUGUGUAUGAGCACAUAUGCCUGAUGUUCAGUCUUUGGGUAGUCUCAUUACGGCAAGGAUGUUGUUGUGUGGCCAUAUAUAAAUGUUGUUAUAUGGUGUGUGUAUGGUACAUCGGAUGAAUGAGUGUAUAUUGUCAUUUAUGUAUAUGCCCGCUGCAUUGUAACACUUGACCUAUACUUUUGGACACUGUAGCGCUAGUGUAAAGAGUGCAGGUUUUGUUAUCAUAGUAAAUCGUAUUUUUGCAAAUUGUAUUGUAAUUAAUAUACUGUGAGAGCACACUGUCCAAAAAGUAUGGAAUAAUUUGUACAAUACCUUACACAUUAAAGAAAAAAAAUACUACUAAAUAGUGAUAAUUUCAAUGUUGGUACAACAAAAUAUAGCUACUCUCCACCAUAAGAUGGAAUUGUUAUCAGUAUAUUAUGUUGUGAUCUACAUUUUCAGUGUUUAUAAAAGAAUUAGCUGUUACGUUUUUUAUUAAAGAAAUAUUUACAAAAGUAAGAA
Molecule: messenger RNA, 4221 nt
Organism: Nomia melanderi (Alkali bee)
Lineage: Eukaryota; Metazoa; Arthropoda; Insecta; Hymenoptera; Halictidae
Product: TBP-associated factor 4
Biological process (GO): transcription initiation at RNA polymerase II promoter; DNA-templated transcription
Cellular component (GO): transcription factor TFIID complex
Molecular function (GO): RNA polymerase II general transcription initiation factor activity; DNA binding; protein heterodimerization activity
Source: RefSeq, a predicted model, not a curated record